Messenger RNA from Mya arenaria, 1408 nucleotides. RefSeq lists its product as uncharacterized. Bases 34 to 756 code for a protein of 240 amino acids. The transcript is spliced from 3 exons. NCBI's taxonomy places the organism in Eukaryota, Metazoa, Mollusca, Bivalvia, Myida, Myidae. The record is from RefSeq and is a predicted model, not a curated record.
CUUUUAUUAACGUGAUCAAGCUAGAUUGCCACCAUGGUGAAUUUCGCUUGGAGCACGAUAUUUCUUGCCUGUUUUCUUGGACUGUGUUCAGGAGGACCAUCGAUUCUGGGCAACUUGCCAGCAUUUGGGCCGCAAGGUUUUCAUAGCUUUGAACAUGCACCGCCACAUGGAGGACAUGGAUACAGGGCGCCAAUAGGGCCGUAUGGACAGUCUAUGAGAUAUUUUCCCAACCAAAUGAGUUCAGAUACAUAUGGCAACUACCCGGAUUAUAGAGGCGAUCGACGUGAUUCCUACCAAGACCAGUACUCCGAUCGCAGGAGCGUUAACGGUGGCCGCUAUAGUGACGUAGUGGAUUCAUGGUACGAUCGCAGGGCGGAUAUGAUUCGCCGACGUGCUGACCAUAUAUCUGAUGCCAGGGAUCGCCGUCAGGACUUUUAUUCAAACCAAAGGGGUCGCAUGUUUGAUACGCUUGACAGACGCGCAGAUUAUUCGUCUGACCCGAGGGAUCACCGUCAGGACUUUUAUUCAAACCAAAGGAGUCACAUGUCUGAUACGCUUGGCAGACGUGCAGACUAUAUAUCUAAUGCCAGGGAUCGCCAUCAGAACGUGUAUUCCGACCUAAGAGAUCGCAGGUCGGACUUCUAUGGAAACCAAAGGGAAUAUUAUUCCAAUCCAAGGGACAUGAUCCAAGACAUUCAAAAAAAUCGACGUAACACAGCGAGCGAUUAUUAUUCAUCUUUCAAGCGACCAUACUAGACAUAUAUUUUGUAAUUGCAUUUGCCGAUGAAGUAGCAUUAUAUCGCCUUCAAGAAAAUAACUAAUGUUAUGUAGUUUACAAUUCAUCAUCUUAUGUUGAUGAACAUGCAUUUAAAGUCGCAUAAGUUUAAGAUUUAAGACUAAUAAAAUUAGUUAGUAGAAUCGUUAAUUCAAUAAACAAUAGAAAUUACAGGUUCAAAAUUCGAGGAAUAUCUAUUUUGAGGCACAAGGACUAAAUCCAAACAAACGCUGAACAGCAGACAAAAGUACAAUACAACAACAAUAAACAACUAUCAAAUUCACUUGUUUAUUUUUCACAUAGAGUAUGUAUCGGCGCACAGUUUUAAAUUCUGAAGGGCUCUAAUUAAUACCGCAAGUAUAUGACUCAAUGCAGAUACGAACUUCUAUGGUUUAAGUGACACUCCUAUUGAAAAUCAUGCACAUAUAUAACAAUCAUGAAAUUUGAUUGACAAACCUUUCACUACUUACUAUAUAAUGCAUUUAUGAUAACUAUUUAUAACUGAUAACAAGAUUGUAACCGUGUGUUUAAUAGUUUAUAACGCAAAUUUUUUGAAUGACUGGGGGUUCCUAAAAGAUUUACAGUGAUCAACUAUCCUCUACCAUGUUUUCUGCACCUUUCAUUCAAACUAAA